Molecule: messenger RNA, 2697 nt
Organism: Anoplopoma fimbria (sablefish)
Lineage: Eukaryota; Metazoa; Chordata; Actinopteri; Perciformes; Anoplopomatidae
Product: porphobilinogen deaminase-like
Exons: 14
Coding region: 175-1251 (358 amino acids)
Biological process (GO): heme biosynthetic process
Cellular component (GO): cytoplasm
Molecular function (GO): hydroxymethylbilane synthase activity
Source: RefSeq, a predicted model, not a curated record
ACAGAGGUCACACGGAAGUGACCUCCAGCCGGUCUGUGACGUCACAGGUCCAUUCAUAGUGGAGAGGAGCGUCCGGGCUGCUGGAGGGUUUCUACUGGUUUUAAUGGUCUCUGCGUCGGAGAAAAGCGUGCUGGUGACUCGUGACACUUCAGAGGAGUGACCUGGGUCUGCAUCAUGUCGGGGGAGGCCAGUUCUUCGGACGGGAACGGAAAGGUGAGCCGGGUCAUCAGGGUCGGGACACGCAAGAGCCAGCUGGCUCGAAUUCAGACGGACAGCGUGGCGGAGAAGCUGAAGGAGCUCAACCCCGACAUCACCCUGGAAAUAGUUGCAAUGUCAACAAUCGGAGACAAAAUCCUCGACACAGCGUUAUCAAAGAUUGGAGAGAAGAGUUUGUUCACCAAAGAGCUGGAGAACGCUCUGGAGAGGAACGAGGUCGACCUGGUCGUCCACUCUCUCAAAGACCUUCCCACCACGCUGCCUUCAGGGUUCACCAUCGGAGCCGUGCUGAAGAGAGAAAACCCCCAUGAUGCAGUUGUUCUUCACCCCAAACAUGUGGGGAAAACUCUGGAUACUCUGCCAGAAAACAGUGUGAUUGGAACGAGCUCACUGCGACGCGCCGCUCAGCUGAAGAAGAGAUUCCCUCAUCUGGUGUUCAAAGACAUCCGAGGGAACCUGAACACUCGUCUGAAGAAGCUGGACGAGAAGGAGGACUUUGCCGCCAUCAUCCUGGCUGCCGCCGGCCUCAAGAGGAUGGGCUGGGACAACCGGAUCAGCCAGAUCCUCUGGCCUGAAGACUGUAUGUACGCUGUUGGACAGGGGGCUCUGGCGGUGGAGGUUCGAGCCAGAGACACCGACAUCCUGGAGAUGGUGUCGGUCCUCCACGACCCGGACACCGUGCUGCGCUGCAUCACCGAGAGAGCUUUCCUCAGACACCUGGAGGGCGGCUGCAGCGUUCCGGUGGCCGUACACACCGAAGUGAAGAACUCCCAGCUCUACCUGACGGGGGCGGUCUUCAGUCUGGACGGAUCAGACAGUCUGAAGGAAACCAUGCAGACGAGCGUCGCUGCUAACGACAAGAGCUCGAACGCGGUGGACGAGCGGGUCCAGCGAGUCGGCGUCACUGCCGACAAGAUCUCGGGCGAGGCCCAGGACAGCGCCGAGCGGCUCGGGGUCGACCUGGCCAACCUUCUGCUGAGCAAAGGAGCCAAAGAGAUCCUGACGGUGGCCCGGCAGCUCAACGACGCCAGAUAAUCACCAACCAGGUCCUCGAGGCCCGGCGGUCCGAGCCCCGUGUCCAGUAAAGCCUUUUUUUUUUUUUUUUUUUUUAUGUUACACAUUUCGACGUUGAGAAGAAGAAUGGCGAUAGAUAAACAGAUUUUAAACACUACGUGGACCAAAGUUGUGCUCGUGGUCCGCUGCCUUUAUCAGUCUGUAGCUCUGGUGGACUUGGUUCGCCUUAGUACCUCAUGGAACCGUCUCCAUGUGGAGAACACUUCACCUGGAUUAUCAGAGAGAAACACAACAUGGCCUUCAGACAUUAUCCUCCAGUAAAGUCUGUCUGUUUGUUGAAUUGUCACAAAUUCCUGUUUUUUCAUGUCCCUCGGCACAACUUUAAACUCAGAUUUUAAACGUUGCACUGGGCCGUUGUGUUGCAACACUUUGUCUCUUUCAUGCAAUGUCACCACAGAUUAGUUUCCAGCACCGAGUCAUGGAUUUUUAAUGCCACAAUAAUUAACUGUUUAAAAGAGAACGUACUCAUCAGCUUUCAUGAACCAGCUUUAGGUUGAAUCGUGUUCGAGAUGUAAAGAAGCCAAACAAAUGUUAUUUAACUGAAAAACGUUGCAUUAACAGCUGUAAAUUUAAAACCUUAUCUCAUAAUUCUGACUUCUGUAUCUCAUAAUUAUAACAUAGUUUUCUUGUAAUUAUGAGAUUCAGUAUUAUGACUACUGUAAUGUUGAUAUUUGAUUUUGUAUCAUAAUUACAACAUGCAUAUCUACUAUUUAUGGCAUCUUUAUCUCGUUAUUAUGAGAUGUGUAUCUAGUUCUUACGGUAUAUAUCUAGAAUCUUAUUAUUAUUUAGUAGUUUCUUUAAUUCUUUUGAGAUAUGGAUGUCCUAAUUAUGAGAUGCUCAAUCAUAAUUAAGAGAUACAUAAGUCAUAAUAAUGAGAAUAAAUACUUUGGCGGACGUCGUUAUAGUUCAUCCGCAGCUAUUGAAACGUUUGUUUUUAUAAAAAUUAACAAAGAAAUUAAUGAAAUACAUUUUUGCUGUAAUGUUGACAUUCAAGAUGCUUAACUCCACAUUUUCAAACUUGAAUUCCAUCUUUUGUCUUAGUUUCUAUCAAAGUGCCAUCUCAUGAAUGUUAUUUCUGCCUUACAUACAACAAUGCCUGUUUUUCUUCUUCAUUCAUUCUGUACCACCAUAUUGUAUUAUUUUUAUUUUAUAGGUCUUUAUUGUACAUUAUACUUAAUUUAAAACCUCCUGAGGCAACGUGAGGCAGCAUUCGCCAUAUUUGUUUUUCAGCUUUAAUUUCUGUCUGAAUUAACGUAGAAUGUUCCUGAUUCUUUAUCAAAGUACUCAUCAAUCAAAGACAAAAUAUUAAUUCAUGAUGUCUUUGUUUUGCCUUUGAUAUGAACGUCAUGUCAAAUUAAAACCACUGUCAAGAAACAAAUGUUAAUAAAGCUACGUGUGUUAUACUCA